Messenger RNA from Neofelis nebulosa (Clouded leopard), 1246 nucleotides. RefSeq names its product N-6 adenine-specific DNA methyltransferase 1 (gene HEMK2). Gene Ontology annotation, molecular function: protein methyltransferase activity; S-adenosylmethionine-dependent methyltransferase activity; nucleic acid binding. Gene Ontology annotation, cellular component: eRF1 methyltransferase complex. Bases 44 to 799 code for a protein of 251 amino acids. Gene Ontology annotation, biological process: methylation. The record is from RefSeq and is a predicted model, not a curated record. The transcript has 8 exons. Lineage: Eukaryota; Metazoa; Chordata; Mammalia; Carnivora; Felidae.
GCGCAAUUUUGGCGCAUGCGCGUGGGACGGAGAGAGAAGCGAGAUGGCGGCGCCGGGUCUCCCGACGCCGCUGCACGGACAUGUGGGCCGGGGCGCCUUCAUCAAUGUGUACGAGCCGGCGGAGGAUACGUUCCUGCUGCUGGACGCGCUCGAGGCGGCAGCGGCCGAGCUCGUGGGAGUGGAAAUAUGCCUUGAAGUAGGGUCAGGGUCUGGAGUGGUAUCUGCAUUCCUAGCCUCUAUGAUAGGUCCUCAGGCCUUGUACAUGUGCACUGAUAUCAACCCUGAGGCAGCAGCUUGUACUCUGGAGACAGCACACUGUAACAAAGUCCACAUUCAGCCAGUGAUUACAGACUUGGUAGUCUUUAAUUUCAUGGUAACAGGAUACUUGCAUGUCUGUAUCUUAUUCCUCAGCAAACAGCUUCUUCACCACCACCCACCCCCAACCCCCCUCAUGGUCAAAGGCUUGCUACCAAGAUUGAAGGAAAAAGUUGAUCUUCUGGUGUUUAAUCCCCCCUAUGUAGUGACUCCACCUGAAGAGGUGGGAAGUCACGGAGUAGAGGCUGCUUGGGCCGGUGGCAGAAAUGGUCGAGAAGUCAUGGACAGGUUCUUCCCACUGGCUGCAGAUCUUCUGUCACCAAGAGGAUUAUUCUAUUUAGUUACCAUUAAAGAAAAUAAUCCAGGAGAAAUUUUGAAAACAAUGACAACAAAGGGUCUACGAGGGACUGUGGCACUUUCCAGGCAAGCAGGCCGAGAAGCCCUCUCAGUCCUGAAGUUCACCAAGUGCCGUGUAUUGUGCUGAAUUGAUAAUAAAAGACUUGAAGUGUAAGUACAUUUUAAGACUGGAAAUAGAGGGAUGGAGGAAGAUACAUCAGACAAACCCACAAGGUGAGAUAGCUACAUUAAUAGUUGACUGUACUGGGUUGAAUAGUUCUCACCACCCCCCACCCCCGCCCCGCUCCCAAUUCAUGUCCAACCAGAACCUAUCAGUGCGGUCUUAUUUGGAAAGAGGGUCUCUGCAGAUGUAAUCCAGUUAAGAGGACAUUAAGGUAAGGAGGGGGCAACGUGGUAGAGAAGUAGGAAUCCAUGCUUCCUAUGUUCUCAAACAAAGAAGUGUAGAAGCCAAAGGACUCUGAACACCAGAGUCUGGGAGGAAAAGAGACUGAAUCUACUAGGAAGAAAAUGGGAAAGCUGGAAAAAAGAUAGGUGGGUAACUGCAAACUGGGGGAGAUAAAAAAGGCUGCAUGGG